Messenger RNA from Mytilinidion resinicola, 612 nucleotides. RefSeq lists its product as uncharacterized. The transcript has a single exon. The record is from RefSeq and is a predicted model, not a curated record. Bases 1 to 612 code for a protein of 203 amino acids. NCBI's taxonomy places the organism in Eukaryota, Fungi, Ascomycota, Dothideomycetes, Mytilinidiales, Mytilinidiaceae.
AUGGAUCCUAGCACUACGAAUGGUGGCUUUGCUGUUCAGGCACCACCUCCCGCGAUCAACACCACGCGUCCCCAGGCUCAUAAGAAGCCUCACAGCGAAAAGAGGCGCCCUAUUGGAAAGAAGCCCGCGAACACAAAAUUCGUGUCUCAAGAAGAAAUUCGCGAGCAUAUCCAAAACUUUGUUGCAGUUUGGAAUAAGCUUUCUGAAGAUGAGAAGUCUGCUCUUCAGAAGGUCUUCUCGUAUAAUCCCAACACACUCUCUGCGAAGACACACGCAUUUGUCUACGGUACCCCUAAGAAGUCUCUUGCGGAUAGAAUAACCCCUUCCGUAAAAAUUGCAGUUCAGGAAGCGGAGAAGGAAGCCAGAAAGCUUGCUAAAGUUGAGAAGAGGAAGACAAUCCGUGCUCAGAAGAAUGGGGCAAAGGCUGUGGCUCAGCAUAUCCAGGGGAACGCACAACAGGUUUUGGCUACCGUUCAGGAGCCCAUUAUCCAGGAGCCUAAGGUUCAGGAAGCCAACUAUGGCUUCAACCCUGAGAAUUUCAAGGUUGAAACUGCGAACAAUACCGCUACUGAAGCUCCAGACAAGUCUGACAUAAUCGACUAUGAGGACUGA